AUGAUCAUAUUGGCAUUUUACUAUACCUUGGCGGACAUUGUCCUUCUAGGCCAAUGUUUCUAUUAUAGAGGUUUCACACUCAAGGAUGAGCUUUCUCCAUCGCCAACGCCAACGCCAUCUCCCGAGUCAGAACCAGUCGCCACUGGCGCAUUGGACGACCAAGAAAAUGGAAAUCGCGCCGCUCCAGCACCAACCGAGCAGACAUCCCUUCUACCAAAGUCCAACGGCCAUGUGCAAAUCCAAGAUCCCGCUCAAAAUCAGCAACGACGUAACUCGUCAACCUCUGCACAAGGAAGACGCCAUUCCGCAACUUCGUUCCGUGAUAUCUUGCAUACUCACGUAGACGGCACACACCUCUCGCCUGCAACUCCGUUCAUCGAUUCGAAUGAUUCGAGCGCUGCGAGGAAAAGACGCCGUCGCCGUCAAAUCUCCUCCCUCAAAUCGUUCCUUUUUAACGUCACGGCCAUCGUCAUGGUCUGUGUGGCUGGAACUGUGGGAUGGUAUGUAAGCCCCGGCUCGAAAUCCUCGAGCUCCGAGCCCGAACCCCUCACCAUGGACCCGCUCGGCCAGUUCUUCGGAUACCUGUGUGCCGUCUUCUAUUUGGGGUCACGCCUGCCUCAGCUCUUGCUGAAUUUUCGUCGGAAGUCUACGGACGGCGUGUCGCUUCUCUUCUUUUUGUUCGCUUGUAUCGGAAACUUGACAUAUGUACUUUCCAUCCUGGCAUACUCGCCUGUUUGUCGGGGUGCGUCAUCUCUUUCCGAUGGGCUGGAUGUCUCUGCUCAUCGUCACCGGGCGCACUGUCGUCCCGGCGAGACUGCUGCGCUUUAUGGACGCUAUGUGUUGGUCAAUCUAUCCUGGCUCGUUGGAAGUGCGGGCACACUUUUGCUAGACAUGGCGAUCUUCACACAGUUUUUCUUGUAUCGAAACGGGAAAACCCCUGACGAGGAUGAUGUGGAAAAUGAGUAA
Penicillium waksmanii is the source of this 966-nucleotide messenger RNA. RefSeq names its product PQ-loop repeat-containing protein. Bases 1 to 966 code for a protein of 321 amino acids. The transcript has a single exon. The record is from RefSeq and is a predicted model, not a curated record. Gene Ontology annotation, cellular component: fungal-type vacuole membrane. Gene Ontology annotation, biological process: basic amino acid transmembrane export from vacuole. NCBI's taxonomy places the organism in Eukaryota, Fungi, Ascomycota, Eurotiomycetes, Eurotiales, Aspergillaceae.